This is a messenger RNA of Pipra filicauda (Wire-tailed manakin), 4203 nucleotides long. Its product is annotated as C-C motif chemokine 5-like. Lineage: Eukaryota; Metazoa; Chordata; Aves; Passeriformes; Pipridae. The record is from RefSeq and is a predicted model, not a curated record. Gene Ontology annotation, cellular component: extracellular region. Bases 3688 to 3975 code for a protein of 95 amino acids. The transcript is spliced from 3 exons. Gene Ontology annotation, biological process: lymphocyte chemotaxis; chemokine-mediated signaling pathway; cellular response to interleukin-1. Gene Ontology annotation, molecular function: chemokine activity; CCR chemokine receptor binding.
UGCUGGACUCAAUGAUGCUGGAGGUCUCUUCCAACCUUGAUGGUUCUGUGAUUCCAUAAUUUCCAUGACCCCACAUCCACCAGUGCUCUCGUGGAACACUAUUUUCUAGAUUCCUGCAAGUCCUGACUUGCAGUCCCCUGUACCUCCAGCUGGUGACAACAGGAGGCAGAGUGUGCAAGGGCAACACUCCCUGUGGCAGCCUCAGGUCCUGCCUCUCUCAAAUGAUUUUAUCUUCAUUCCUCUGAACCUCAUCUGCUGUAGAUAAACCAGUCACACUGUGCUGUACCUGCCAGGCAAGCCCCACUCAGCUCCAGGCUGGGGGGUGCUCAGUGCAGAGGGUGUUUUGGGGGAAACAAAGGCAUCAUUUGGCUGGAAUUUGGGACAGGCUGUGUCUGUCCUGAGAAGUGCCACCAAAUUUCUGCAAGGGCCACCUGGCAACCUCCCGCUCCUCUUGGUCCCAUGGUGAGCCUUUUUUGGUGCCCCAAUUUGGUCUUGGAAGAUUGCAGGAACUGCAGCAGUGUGUUUGUGCCUCGCUGUGGGCUUAGAAACUGUUGGUAUCUUUGUGCUGACAUUUACCAAAAAUAUUCAUCUGGAGACAUAUCCUCAUGUAUAAAUUUCAGUCUGGGGAUUUUAAUGGGAUUUCACAAGCUACUCUGUAGCCCUGAUGGUCCUGUAGGACCAGCUGUCCCGGGGAAUCAGAUGAACAGUCCUAGAGGAUGCAGACUAAGGGUCCAUCUAGACCAGCCUGAAUAUCUCCAGAUGUGGCCACGGCAGAGACCUUGAAGAGAAAGGCCAAUAUCUGUGCUCCCAAUCUGGAAGGCACUCCCAGCCCCCAUCCGUUUUCAUUUUCUGCAUUGUCUUUGAGCUUCUCCCUCUGAAAUUCAAAGCCUGAGUCAGCCACUUGGAAAUUUCCUUGAGAUCACCAUGUUCCUUGGCAAGGAGCUCCUGGUGUGAAGAGCUUCCUUCUGUUCCUUUUGAACCUGGCUCUUGCCAGCUCCAUUGGAUGGUCCAUGGUUCCUGCUAAGGAGAAACAGGGACCAUUUGCUUUGUCCCUCUUUCUAGGCCACUCAUCAUCUUGCAGACUUUAAUUCCCACGUGGAAAGUCUCAGUUCUUCUCAAAAGUACAUCUCAUCCAAAUCCUUGCUUGGAGCUGCCCCCCCCGUGAUCUCAUACCUCCCCCAGUCAUUCCAUUUCCAGCUGAUUUGCUCCCAGUUAAACCCAGUUUCCCACAUUAGGGGUUAGAGGUGGUGUGGUGGAGCCUGCUGCCUUCAGGGCUGAGCAGAGGCUUCCUCCUGCAUCCCAAAAGUGUCCUGGUGGGGGAUCCAAAGAUACCACGUGUGAUUUCUAUCAAUAGAUGAAACACACCAUAAGGCAGAGGUUUCACAGCCUCCAUAAAUAGCCACUCUUUAGGAUGUGUGAUGUGGAGGAGGUUUUAGAAAUCAAAAUAUUUAGAGAUUCACAUUAUUUGUCUUGGCAGGAAGGAGCAGCCAAGACUGAAAUACAGAACCUUCGAGGAAGGAACAGAGUUGAGGAAAACAGUGAAUAGGGGGAAUAGCAGAGGUGUCAAAACCUCCAGGAGUUCCUUUUGGGUGAAUGGAAGCAGGAAACAUGGUGUGUCUGAAAGGAGGGAGAAUUCAUUGACAGUGUUGAGGCACAUUUAUAUUCCUGAUAGAAAAUAGUGAUUUUUUCCAAACAAAUCUUGACAUUUUGAUCAAACCUGUAGCUGAAUGUUGCAAGAACAUCCAGAACACUCAGCUAAAAGCAGCUCUGAGCUGGGCUGUGUUGGUGUGAGCCAUCAGCGAGGAGGCUCCAGCUCAUUCCCCAGCCUGUUCUCCUCCUCUCAGUUUUAUUCUGGUCCCUGUGUGGAGAUGUGUCAGAGGAGUGGAAGGUUGAUCUGAACAGGGGACAUGUGGAAGUUUGGGUCUGAGUGUGCUGGUAGGAGCAGGGGGUGGGAGGGGUGGAUGUUGGUGGCCCCUGGGUUGGCAGGUCAUCACGAUCCUCUCCUCAUCUCAGCCCCAUCUCAACCUCAUCUCUCUGAGUGUUCCCAGUCUCCCAGUCAGUCAGAUCUGUCUCAAAGCCUUUUUCUAGCACCUUCAGCCUCAACCUGCCCCCUGUACCCUCAGGCAGGGCUGUCAGCUGAGGUGUGUGACCUUGUUGUCACCUCCCCUGUCUCCUGUGCAUGGCCAGCCCUGUGGACAGGGGACCAGGAGUUUCAUCCACACCUUCCUCAGCAUCCCUGAGCAGCAAUGGGGGAAAGAGGAUGCCAAGAGCUCCCAAAGCAGGGGAAGUGUGGGAGCAGGGUGAGGGGAACCCUCAUGGCUGGGCUGGAGUUGUGGCAUGGCUGGAUUGGGAAUGGGGAUGGUUGGGAGCUGCUGUGCCUCUGCUAGAGGUGUGGCACGGCCAAAGUGGGAAUGGGGAUGGAUGGGAGCUUAAUUUCCCUUUGAGUUCCUCCGCUGGGUUCCUGCAAGGCCUCCACUUUGGGCAGGGGCUUCUACUUUGUGAUCAUCCUCAACAGAGAGACAGGACCCCUUUUGUCACUGGACCAUCAGGAAUGAUGGCCUGCUCUCGUGGCUUUCCCAUCGUGCUGUGGUUGUCCAGCACCUGGACAUGUUCAUUAGCACCAUGGAGACCUCACUCCUCCUCCACUCUCCCGAGGCUUUUCCUGGGAGCCAGCAGAGCCCUCCUGUAGGGAUGGAGCAUUUCCAGCAGGAGUUUCUCUGCCAGUGCAGUGACACCAUUCCUGGCCCAAACAAUAUGGGCUAAACCAGCCAAUCUCUUCUCUGUGUGUCUGUGGCUGGUGGGACAAUGACAGAGCAGUGUCAGGAGGGUGUCGGUGCUGGAACCAAAUGAUCAUCUGAGCCAACUCUGUUGUGCCGACGUGCUCAUGAGCUCCUGACACUCUCUGUGAGCAUCAGUGGCUGAUUCCUGUGUCCAGGGAGAACUAAGCACUAUUUUAGCUGUCACUGGUGAUGUAGCAACAGAACCAGUUCCCUAAGGACUAGCUGCAAGGGAUGGCCAAGGGCAGAAGAGGAGCCCAGAUCUGGGAUGGCACCACGCUCCACCUCCUGCUCUGCACGUUUAUGCACCGAUGGCCUUCAGGGCCCCGUGGAGGAAGCCCCUGUUGCCUCGGGGCAGUGCUGCAAGUGGGACCCAGCAGGGCUGUGGUGGGCACUGCCUGGUCAGCCUGGCUCAGGAACGUUCCCUGCUCCAGUUGCUGUGGCAGAGGUGGAAUGUCCCGUUUGCCCGUGACGCAGAUGUUCUGGGAAACAUGAGCGUGUGGCAACCACGGCCGCUCUCCGUCCACUGCCGCGACUUCCAGAGAAGAGAUCCACCUACUGAUUCUCUGAAUCGCUAAUUCUGGUUUCUCUAGAGAGUCCUUUGGUCAGGGGAAAGGAAGCAAUAGGUCAUAUCCUGUUCUCUCUCCUUUCAUGGUAUCAUACCAUUGAUGGGCACUGCUCUCACUGGGGCUGUGGACGGUUCCUCCCCAGGCUCAUGUGGUGCCCCUGACACAGCACUUCUCCCAUUGUGUCAUGGCUUUCACCAGUGUUUCCAUCACGUUUCCAUUUUUGGUCACUGUCUCCCUCUUAUAAAGAGGGCUGAACCCAGGGAUCCCACACCAGGCACAGCCAGGGGCACCCUGCACCAGUCCAGCCUGACUCCUACAGCUCAUCUCCACCCAACAGGACCAUGAAGACCUUCACAGCAGCCCUUGCUGUACUUUUUGUGGCUGUCCUCUGCUACCGGGUCUCCUCUUCUCCAAUUUCUCUCAACCAUUUCGGUCCCUGCUGCACUGAGUUCAUCACCAGACCGUUGCCCUUGAGACUUGUGAAGAGCUAUGAGCACACAGGCAGCAGCUGCUCCCAGCCAGCCGUGAUAUUCACCACCAUCAAGGACAAGCUGGUCUGUGCCAACCCUGAUGAGAAGUGGGUCCAGGACAUGGUGAUUCAACUAAAGCACAAGGAAGGCAGUGGAUGAGCAAAGCCCUGCUCCCUCCAAGCAUUACCUCAGCAAGGACCUGCUCUCAUGGGCACCUCCGAGACAAAUCCCUGCUUUCUCAUUGCCUGGGAGUUUGGCAGAGUAUUUAACACAGUGUUUAGCUCUUUUAGUUUCUGCAAAGGCAGUCUUAAUUUAUUUGACAUUUUCAGUGAAACUUUUCAUUCUCGUUUGUACUGAUGGUGUUGAAGUUAUUUUUGCAUAAUAAAA